Molecule: messenger RNA, 467 nt
Organism: Staurois parvus
Lineage: Eukaryota; Metazoa; Chordata; Amphibia; Anura; Ranidae
Source: the annotation of a GenBank genome assembly
CAGUGGAUCACCGAUCACGAAAAGAGCCGAAGAUGUCGGCUCGGUCAUGUGAUCAGCUGUGUCCAAUCACAGCUGAUCACAUGGGACAUGUACACUGAUCAUCAGGGCACUGAUGACCAGUGUGCCCUGAUGAUCAGUGUAGCCCCAGCAGUGCCACCUGUCAGUGUCCAUCAGUGCCUUAUGUCAGUGCUCAUCAGUGCCUCGUGCCAGUGCCCAUCAGUGCCACAUCAGUAGCACAUAUCAGUGUCUAUCAGUGCACAUCAAUGCCACAUAUCAGUGCCCAUCUGAGCUGCCUUUCAGUGUCACCCUCGGUGCCAGUCAGUGCCACCUAUCAAUGCCAAUCAGUACCACCUAUCAGUGCUGCCAAUCAGUGCCACCUAUCCGUGCCAGUCAGUGCCGCCUAUCAGUGCCAGUCAGUGCUGCCUAUCAGUGCCGCCUAUCAGUGCCAGUUCGUGCCGCCUAACAGU